UGAUCUCCGAGGCUGAUUGCAGGCUCAAGCGUGCGCGUACACUCCGCGCUGCGUGCUUCGUCCGUCUCAACGCCAGCAGAAAGUCCAGCCAUACCGACUGAAACCACUUCAGUACGUAACACAGAACUGUGUUCCACGUAGAAGACGCUACGUCGUACCAAAUAGACCGCACGAGCGCGAGAACAAACGCCAUUUGCAUCCUAGAUGUGGCAGCAGUGCGUUCAUGACCCCAGAGAACUUCCGGUCAGCCAUUUUCGAGAGUUCAGUUAGCGAAGAAAGAAUAAGUAUUUUGCUGCAUAGUAUACUAUAAGCACAUACUCUUGGUGUUUUCAUGUAUGAAGGACGUGCGCCUUACGUCGAGCUCAUGCAUACGGGCUUUUUCGUUCUACUUAAAAAUAUAACUCACUUGUCAAACACCCCAAAUCUGCAGCAAAACUCGUGCCAGCUGGAGGGCCCUGUAGCUUUAUAGAAUAUCGUAGCUUGGGUUGCUCCUCAGGUCUUAGCCGGAAGUCUUCUGGGAACUGUGUCUCUACGCAUGAAAAGGGUCCAUACCUGCCAUGCGAUACGGAGUGCUCGCGCGAGCCAACAUGCCGACUGCCCAAAGAUGGCGCCACUGCGUAGCGAUAUGGCGGCGCAUAUGAAGAAACGGUCUACAGAGGAACACUAUUUGGCCACGCGCUCGCGUGCCCCGCAAUAUCUUGUGCCCCAGUGUACGUAACAAUGGAACAAGCCCGAUGCAUUUGCACCUGCUGCUGCGGAAUCGGCGGUAGACAUAUGGAACGGCUGUCGCCGACGAUAACGAAGCACUCGCCGCGUUGCGAAGCUCAAGGUGCGACAAGUGUUCGGCAUUGAACGCGAUUGUGGGUGCAGGGCUCAUUUUGUGGGUGCAGGGCUCAGCCGAAGUGUACGUGACCUCUAAGUAGCGAUAAGCUCGGUAAAAAAAAGCCACCGCACUCUUGUGUGGGCGUAGGAUUCGUGCCUGAAGACACCGCCAUGCCGGAUCACGGACCGGAACGUGUGCACCGUUUUCGCGACCACGUCGUCUCCGGCGUCAACUGGCGACCGACCCGGUUCCUCGACGAGGUUCCCAGUUCACGUGUCUGCAGCCUCUGCCGCAUGAUCCCAAAACGGACGGUGCUGUUGCCGUGCGGUCACGCUCUGUGCCAAUCUUGCCACGCAGCCAGUCUCGAAGGCGGCGUUGGGCGGUGUCCGUUGGAUCGAGAGCCAUUCGAAGAAGAGGAGUGCGUCGGUUAUGUAUUCCCUACCAGGAAAGCAAACGCCGUGAAGGUGUACUGCUGGAACGAAGCGCACGGCUGCGAGUACACGGGCACCAUGGACCACAUGCUGCAGCACUACGAGAACGAAUGCACAUUUCACACCGUGGACUGUUUGCGAUGCGGCGAGAAAGUCCAGCACAAAGACCUACCAACGCACUACGCGGCCGGAUGCAGGGCCGGUGUUCCUUCCGCGAUCACAGAGUCCUCGGAGCAUACAGCACUGACCCUUGCAGACGUGAAGGCCAUGUUGGGAUGCCUCAAUCACGACCAGCUGCUGCCAGUGAUUCAGAGUCAGUUGCAUAAUCUUACAGAACAAGUCAGAAACCAGGAAGCCAGGUUCGCCGAGAUUACUCGCGAGCUCGGAGUAUGCGAGCAUAAUUUAAAGGGUGAGACGGCUCAAAUGACCCCCACGAUUUCAUCGAACGUGUCGCACCAGCGGACGUCUCAGCAAAAUCCAUUGGAGCAAGCGAGCACGUCGAGGUCGCUGUCGUUGCGCUCGGAACAAGAUCUGAUACUUCGAAAGUUGGAACACUUAGCCCACCUGGAACACUCGCGGAAAACUUCCCCGAAGCCUGAUUCCAGCUCUGUCAUUGCUCAUUGUGAGACUUUGUACGGUGACGUUCGGCAUUUGACCAGUGCGCUGUCGACACCCGAGCGGAUGAAAAAAAUUGGGUGGGCGAGUUAUCUGCUGACCCUAGAAAACUGUGAGGAAAUCAUUCAGUGUCAUGGACACGUGAAAACGUUUGCUGACAUUAUGGUGUGGCACAUGAGGGACACGUACUUUACGAUUGCCGCUUCGAAGUACGGCGCUACUUGUGCAUCUACCCUCGUUGUGGAGAUCGAGUUUAACGGCAUGCUCGUGGACUCUCACUGUUGGCCGCCUUUCUGGAGCGUGUACGCGGUGGAUAAAGUAACUUCCAAUGAACGUUCGUUGGCUUCCUGUGCCAGCCAAUGUUGCUGCAACCGCGAUGAUCCCUCAUUGCUACACUUCCACCUCCAAUUUCAUAUAGACAUUGCCUGGCUGAAAAAUGAAGGCUGCCUACGAGACGGAAAGGUAGCGUUCCGUAUCUCGCUCAGCGAUAAAGAUAUAGAAGAUAGGAUCAGAGGGCUACCCUAACGUUCGUCAUCGCACAAUGUGUAUUGCACUGGAGAAUCCUCCUUGCCCCUUCCCCAUAUCUGCCACAGGAGCUUAAGGAAUUUUUGAUCUCCUUGGUCUUAAAUAAAGUGGGCUCUGGGAAAUUUCUUUUUUUUAUAUUUGCUAUCCUUUGUAGCUGUCAAACUAUUGUUUUCUGACUUUCUUGGCUGUUUGUCUUGUUUAUUUCUUGUGCAAAUACAGUUUUUGUUCC
Messenger RNA from Dermacentor andersoni, 2623 nucleotides. Lineage: Eukaryota; Metazoa; Arthropoda; Arachnida; Ixodida; Ixodidae. The record is from RefSeq and is a predicted model, not a curated record.